Molecule: messenger RNA, 438 nt
Organism: Melitaea cinxia (Glanville fritillary)
Lineage: Eukaryota; Metazoa; Arthropoda; Insecta; Lepidoptera; Nymphalidae
Exons: 3
Coding region: 1-387 (128 amino acids)
Source: RefSeq, a predicted model, not a curated record
AUGUUAGAGGAUCGCCUAAUUACUCAAAUGGUAAUACCUGUGUCAAAAGAGACAUAUUUUAAUACAAAAUGGGAAAGCAAUAGAGAAAAUCUUUGUGCCUACGACAAACUUUACCAUCCUCCCGAUUAUAAUCCAAAGUCUGCGAGAUCUGACCGCCAAGAACCAAAAAUUAUAAGACAUAAUAUUUGGUACCAAGAAGUGCAUAAAGGUAUAGCAUCAACGGCCCACUUCCAACUUGGUAGACCAAAGUGGAAGCCAUUUGACUUGCCAAGUAAAGAAUUUGUUCGAGUGCAAGUUAAAAACGAGAAUCCGCAUAUGCGCAUCGGCGGCGUUUUAGUAUGGGCUGUACUUCUUAACGAAGGGAAACCAAGUUUAUGUAAUCAGUAAUAUCAAAACACAAAGUUUGUUUCCAAUUUUAUUAAAUUUAAUCGUUUUAAA